Messenger RNA from Aureobasidium namibiae CBS 147.97, 999 nucleotides. RefSeq names its product NAD(P)-binding protein. The transcript is spliced from 2 exons. Gene Ontology annotation, cellular component: endoplasmic reticulum. The coding region runs from base 1 to 999 and encodes 332 amino acids. Gene Ontology annotation, molecular function: ketoreductase activity. The record is from RefSeq and is a predicted model, not a curated record. Gene Ontology annotation, biological process: fatty acid elongation. NCBI's taxonomy places the organism in Eukaryota, Fungi, Ascomycota, Dothideomycetes, Dothideales, Saccotheciaceae.
AUGACUGCACUUGUUGAGGAUCCCUGGAAGGAGCCGGUUACUGCCCUGUUUGCGGGUAUUGGUCUCCUCUACAUCUCCCUGAAAAUCUUCAGCUUCUGGAGGCUUGUUGCUAGUCUGUUCAUCUUGCCUGGCACUUCUCUGUCCAAGUUUGGCCGCAAGGGAAGCUGGGCUGUCGUGACUGGUGCUUCUGAUGGCAUUGGCAAGGAGUAUGCCUUGCAACUCGCAGCGAAGGGCUUCAACAUUGUUCUGGUCUCUCGCACAAAGUCGAAGCUUGAAACUCUCGCCUCUGAAAUUCAGUCAAAGUAUACUUCUGUUCAGACCAAGACUCUUGCUAUGGACUUUGCCCAAAACCUGGACUCCGAUUUCUCUGCUCUCAAGGCCCUGGUGUCUGACCUCGAAGUCUCCAUUCUCAUCAACAAUGUUGGUUUGAGCCACGAGAUGCCCGUUCCUUUCGUUCAGACUCCCGAGAAGGAACUCAAGGAUAUCAUCACUAUCAACUGCAUGGGCACUCUUCGCGUUACUCAAAUCGUUGCACCUGGUAUGGUUCAACGCCGUCGCGGUCUGAUUCUUACCAUGGCUUCCUUCGGCGGUAUCCUGCCAACUCCUCUCUUGGCCACCUACUCUGGAAGCAAGGCCUUCCUUCAGCAAUGGAGCAGUGCUAUGGGCUCUGAGAUGAAGCCUCACGGUGUUCACGUCCAGCUUGUUCAGUCUUACCUGGUCACCUCUGCGAUGUCCAAGAUCAAGCGCGCCAGUGCUACCAUCCCCAACCCCAAGCAGUUUGUCAGAGCUGCUUUGGGCAAGAUUGGUCGCUCUGGUGGUGCUCAAGGCAUUGCAUACACCAGCACUCCUUACUGGAGCCAUGGCAUCAUGCACUGGGCGCUCGGCGCCUUCACUGGUACCAUGAACUCGAUUGUGCUGGACCAGAACAAGACCAUGCACGAGAGCAUCCGUAAGCGGGCUCUCAGAAAGCAGGAGAGAGAUGGUAAGAAGGGUCAGUAA